UGCACGGAGUAUCCAUGAYCGUACCAUUCURCAUAUUUGGAGGUUUGGGUAUUUCUUCAGCAUUACUGGCGUUACUUUUACCUGAAACGUUAUUUGCUAACAUGGAACAGACCAUUGAAGCAGCGGAAGAGGCUCAGUUAGACUAUAGCGUGCCUUGUUGUGGGAAGAAKGGCAAUCAAAAAAAGGAAUUGAAGAUUUAUGGAAAGGAAAAUGAGGAGGWUGAAAUGGAAGAAACGCGAUUUUGAAUAAUACUGUGAAAAUUCAAGGAUAUUUCACAGCUCAAAUAAAACUGGAAUCAUCAGUUCCUCUUAGUGGAAUCAGUGUUUCAUUUUCGUAGUUCUAAACAUGGAGAAAGAAGAUGGAAGCAACAGAGAGGAUACUUUUGACGAUGUUUUCAGCCAAAUCAAGUCGUUUGGUCGAUAUCAACACUGCGUUUAUUGGUUCAUCACUGCCAUGAAAAUCCCAAUGGCAGUACAGUUUGGGUCCAUGAUUUUUAGUUAUGGAACUCAAAAGUUCAAGUGCGAUUCAUCGAAUGUGACAUGUCCGUUAAGCAAAUGUUGCAACAACUGCACAUCAUAUUCAUUUGAUCAGAAAUACGUUAGUGCCGUAUCAGAGUGGGGUCUCAUCUGUGACCGAGCAUAUGUCACUGCUUUCAUGCAAUCAAGCUUUUACAUGGGAAUGCUGUGUGGCUCCAUCGUUGGAGGAUGGGUUGCUGAUAGAUUCGGAAGAAAGAAAUGUAUGUUUGGAAGCCUGUUUCUGAUGGCAGCUUUUUCUCUCUGUGGUGCUUUUGUUAAUUCACCAAUUGCAGUGAUCAUUGUUCGUUUUUGUGUUGGCAAUGGAAUAGCUUCUACUAUGGUAUCACACUAUGCGCUGUCCAUUGAGCUCGUUGGACCAACAAAAAGAACCUUUGCUGGUGUGGCCACUGGGCUUUUCUGGAAUGUCGGAGGAGCAAUAGAUGUAACGAUUGCAUACCUCCUCCCUUACUGGCGACACACAGUCAUUGCUGGUUCUAUACCUGGAUUCCUCUUCCUGCCAUUCUACCUGAUUCUUCCAGAAUCACCGCGUUGGCUUGUAACUCAAGGUCGAUUGGAUGAGGCUCAAACCAUCCUCGAAAAGUUUGGUGGCAAAAAGGAUAAGCCUGUAGACAAGCAACAACUGAGAUCCACGUUAGAGAAAGUCAGGAACGCUCAGCUUCAACAACAGAAAGUCCGUCAAAAUUUUCACAUCAUCGAUUUAUUCAAGACACCGAGACUGCGACGUUUCAGUCUCGUCAUAGGAUUCAGUUGGUGAGCACAUAGUUAAUAAUAAAGUAACAUAAGGCCUGAUGUGAAGUUUUAUCGCGUGGCCGUGGGAAAACUUGGGAAAGAAAAAUAUGCUUGCAGCAUAUGCUCUAUCAAUCAUGCAUUUVUGACGAAAUUGUUUCACGUGACUGCUAUAACAUAUUGCAUUAGACUCUUAGUCUCUUUUUAYAUGCAUGCAACAUAUUGUGCGGGGAACAAUUUGGCUGUUUUCUAUUGUAUCGCUUCCUUUCCUGAAUAUAGAAUUGAUCACUUUGAAUCAUUGCCAUGAAAUUCAAAAGACAAAACAUGAGCAAAACACGU
Exaiptasia diaphana is the source of this 1601-nucleotide messenger RNA. Its product is annotated as organic cation transporter protein-like. Lineage: Eukaryota; Metazoa; Cnidaria; Anthozoa; Actiniaria; Aiptasiidae. Gene Ontology annotation, molecular function: transmembrane transporter activity. Gene Ontology annotation, cellular component: membrane. The coding region runs from base 346 to 1290 and encodes 314 amino acids. The transcript is spliced from 5 exons. Gene Ontology annotation, biological process: transmembrane transport. The record is from RefSeq and is a predicted model, not a curated record.